AUGGCUGCCCGUCGAACGUCAAACGCGGUAUGCAAUGCCACGCCUGCAAGGCCUGGUGAACGACAGCCACUGACCGACAAGAACAAAACCGACCCGGGAAACUUUGGCAAAAGCCUCGAUCCUGUGUAUCAAUCCGUGAAUCCUGCUACACCCUUUUUUCACUUGUGCCUUUCAGGUGAACGACAGCCACUGACCGACAAGAACAAAACCGACCCGGGAAACUUGGGCAAAAGCCUCGAUCCUGUGUAUCAAUCCGUGAAUCCGUGA
This is a messenger RNA of Opisthorchis viverrini, 267 nucleotides long. RefSeq lists its product as hypothetical. Lineage: Eukaryota; Metazoa; Platyhelminthes; Trematoda; Opisthorchiida; Opisthorchiidae. The record is from RefSeq and is a predicted model, not a curated record. The coding region runs from base 1 to 267 and encodes 88 amino acids. The transcript is spliced from 3 exons.